AAAACUUAUAAAUGUGAAUGAGGGUUAAGCCCUUUUGGGAAUAUAAAAUUUGUUGGUGUAACAUGAAAGCUUUAUCAAGAUGUACUUCGUGGUUAAUAUGUUGUACCAAAUCUAUCCUAUUCUCCGUUUCCUAACGUCUAUCCCGACUCCGUUAGUAAAACCUCAACGGUGUCGCCGUCUUCCUUUACGUUCUGGAGUAUCCAGUCCCUUAGAAGAUCGGUUAGGGCUAGCCGCGAGCUUAGAUGAACACUGGCCUGAACAUUCCUCACUUUCCUUCUUUCUUUUGGUCUUCUAAUGUAAGUUACUUGUCUUCUGCACUGUUAUUUUCGCAGUUCGUCCCGAGCAUAUAUCUCAAUCCAACCAUUUUGAAUCGGGGAAUGCUUGGGUCAUCUUCUCUGUGCAUUUUGUUUAAUGCUUCAUCUUCUUCUAUGAAUCCCAACAUCUAAAUCACACCCCGUUUCUCUUCAAAUGGUCAGGUGAUCCGAACAAUACCAAAUAGUGCAGUUCAAUUGUUUGCUUAUGAAACUUACAAGGGGAAAGAACAAGAAGCUCACUAUGAUUGGAAGAUUUUCAGCAUGUGCAUGUGCAGGAAUGACUUCAACAUUUGUUGCUCAUAACAUGUUGAGAGAGAAUGGAAGGAAUUGGGUCCUUUUAUAAUAGAAUAGGACCUCCUCUUAUGGGAAUAUCACCAUAUGUAGCUCUUAACCGUAUGAGUGUGUCCCAGGUGUUGCUAUUAUAGAGUUGUUGUGAUGGAGUGUCGAGGUUGCUGGGACAACAAGAGGAAGUGGAGUGAUAUUUUGAAAUCUCAGUAUUUUAAGGGUUCCACAAAUUCAAUACACGACAGUCAGUCCGCAAGAACUGCAUAUGAAAAACAACCAUAUUCAAGUAAGAGGUUAAAGAGACGUAAGUUCACUAUCUUUUGCUUUAUCUUCUAAUUGUUUGUGCCAUGUGGCUUGAAUUCUAUCUUUAGAUAUUGUAUUUCCUGUUUAGCUCCUUAUCGUAUUGACCCCUACUUACUUAAAAGGUAUUGAGCUACGCAUGUCAAUAUAUGAUAUAGAAAUACAUGUGCGUAGUGGUUCGAAGUGUCAUAUUUAUUUGACCGUGAAAAUGUUGUACGAAGAAAGCUUCUUUCACUUGGUGCUCAAGCACUUUUUGAUUCGUAAUGAUAGUUUACACUUUACAACAUGGCAAUAGUAAGACUUUUACAAGAUUCCUCUUCAACUGGCUGAAGCGGGAGGUGAUGUUCGUCUACCCAGUAAUAGGGAUGUGGCAACGUCAGAGGUUGUUGUGGAAAGGGCGAUCUCAUGGUUUGACAUCACCCUUUUGAAAGAAGACAUGCGUAUAAAAAGACACUGCUAGAGGUAGAGAUAAGAUUUGUCUUCUUUCACAUGAGAUUUACGGGGCUUUUUUUGGUAUGGUUCAUUAUAUUUAAAUUUUACAAGUACAAUUAUAAAUAAUCCGUUUUUAAUAUUAAACUGAAUAAAUUAGUAGUGUUCAGUAGAAAGGUAUGUUUGUGCAUUAUUUGCUGAAAUAUUUCAAAAAUUGAAACUUAGUUGUAAGCCGCACUUUUCUCUAUAGCUUUUAUCUUCAGUGUGUUUAAAUUUAAGCAAAUUCUGGCGAAAUAUUACAUUCGUGCUUUUAUUUUUAGCUUCAAAGUGCUUAAAAUUUAAAGUUUGACAAGUCCCCAAAGCUUUGUCAAGUUAGCCAUUGUCAAAGUUAACAAGUCACUCUAACUAGAAAAUAAGCGAUGCAUUGUGUCAAAUUGUGUCAAUGCGUGACCCUUCUUAAUUUGGGUUUUUUUAGAAACAAAAAAAAAACAAAAAAAUAUUAGGCAACAUAUUUGUAGUUAAUGUUUUAAAUGUUCUCUUCCAAGCUCAUGAAAGGUUAGAUAACAUUUGUAUGCCUUUUAUCUUGCUACUCUAGUAUUUCAGUUGUUAGGUUCUAUUUUGCUAAGUGUUCUAAAACCGUUCUUUAUGUAGCAUUCAUUCUUAGAUUAUUCUCAUUUUUAGUUUUCUUUACUACUUUUGCUUAGGAUUCUUGACCUCGACCCUUUGUAGAUACUAAAAAGUAAAAACUUUCCUUACCAUGUAUCCAGUCUAAGUUUAAAAAACACACUUGCACAUAUGCCUGGUUUGACCAAAGUAGUUUUCAAAGAUCUCUUUUAUAAAUCCCCAACUGCUGAACAUUUAAAUUUUAGAUUUAUAUUUACGAUAAAAAUUUGUACACAUAUUGGGGGGCAAAAUUAUAUGUUUAACUAUCUGUUUCUCCUCCUCCAUGGUUCCAUCAAUCCCUUCCAUCUAUUAGUGUUGCUAAAUAAGUGAGGCUUGUUAUGAGAUUACAUUGCUUUAAGUUACCUUGUGUUUUAAUCAAUUAUGAAACACCAUGUAAUAUGGCCUGUUAAUUGUUUUAAGUUUCUCUUUUACUACAUGUUUACAUCUCAUGUUGACUAAGUUAGUUGAGCUGGCUACAUCCUCCCCAGGGUACCCUAUACAUUUGUAAUUUGGGAAUACCUGUGCAAAUGCUGGCCUAUUUUUUUUAACCGCUGAAAUAAUCCAUUGGAGUGGAAUUACAAUAGCACUGAGAUUAGCCAAUAAGAUGGAUGUGGGGGAGAGAAAAAUGUAAGCCGAGUAUUGUACGUCCCUUUGUUAAGUAAUUUGAGGAGCUAACAUCACUCAUCUCAAUACAAAGUGUAAUUAUUCCAUGCUCUCCAUUACCUAUUGUAUUUUAGCUGUUAAAUAUACGGGCAUGAAGUUAUACAAAAGAAGUCUGAAAGUGUUGGUUGGUUGUGUGAAGAAAUUGCUACAAAGUGUAUAGAGAUGGGGGCCAGUGAAAUCUCUUUUUGUCAAAUUUACUUUUUCAUGCUAUUUUAGACUCACGUGGUUCUCUUCAAUAACGAAAUCUUGUUAGGACUCUCAAACGAGAUAAUUGGAACAUGAAAAGGCAAGCAUUUGGCUGAGCAGUGAAUCUACAUAUGUACAACGUGUCUUCCUCUUGAAAUGGUCCAAGAUUAGAGUGAUUUCUGCUUAUUUGGACCCCACAAAUCCCACUUUGAAGGAAAGAAUGACAACAGGUAGAAUAGAAAAAGUUAGGUUUAAUACACUUUCCAUGUUAUUUAAUCAUUUUAACUACUAUCAUAUUUAUUUUUUAUUCAUAGGGGAAUGCAUUUGAUAUAUUGACUUUUCACGAUUAGAGCUAUUUGAUUUAAUAAAUAGUUUUUGACUUAAAAAAAAUUCUAAAAUUGUAAAUGUGCUCCUUAAUUAGCUGAUGUUUGCAGAUAUCGACUCGCUCUUUUGAGAGCUCUUUUCCUAGGGUGCGCCGCUAGGUUUUCCUUCCGAUUUCGAUCUCACCGAUCUUCGAUCGGUUCCUAUGUUUGUUUCGAUUUUACACACAGACUACCGUCUACCGGCGGCCGGCGAGAGUCAUGCGGUUUGGUUGUGCCGACGAUUACCGUAAAACAAAUAUAGUAAGCAGUUUUGGAUCGUGAUCUUGCUCGGGUUAUGGACUCAUCGCUUGUGCCACUGGUUUCGAUUGGGAAGGUAAGCAUGGAUUACGGGUUCAUUCGGGCUAUUAUCAUAGGGAUUAAGAAGAUGCCAGUGGAAAUUGUGGUGGUGGGUUUGCAAGGAAUGUUUCAAGAUGAAUGGUUAAUGAUCUGCCCCCCUCCCGAGCCACCGUCGAGGAUGAUGUAUGAAGCAUGGAUUCGGUUGCUCUUUCAGUUUAUUUUAUUAACUUUCGUUUUAAUCCACGGUCAGUCUAUUAUGUUUUGUUUUUACUCCUUUUCCUACUGUAAAACUCUUGCAUUAGGUUUGGGGUUGAGAGGUUUACCGUAAUCGUCGUUAGCUUUAAUUUUCCCAAGUUAGGUCUAGCGAGUUAUAUUGCUUUGUCAAAGGUGAUUAACUCAGAGUCUCGACCAAGGGCUGAUGAUUACAUGUGGUCCUUUCACGUUCUUGUACCCCUGCUGAAUACUAUUUUAAUGAUAUAAGCACCUUAC
Messenger RNA from Cuscuta epithymum, 3988 nucleotides. The record is from the annotation of a GenBank genome assembly. Lineage: Eukaryota; Viridiplantae; Streptophyta; Magnoliopsida; Solanales; Convolvulaceae.